AUGGUGACUACCCGUUCCUCUGCUGCAGCCUCCAAUGCACCACCACCAUCUGAUCUAGCCGAAUUCAUGAAGCAAAUGUCUGAAUCCAUGAAGGCUCUAAAAAAGCAGAAUGAAGACCUGGCUGUAAGGCUCACAGCCGCUGAGGGCCGUAAUAGCCAGAGGGACCAAGAGCGAGCAAGAAGGCGCGAAGAACGGCGUGAGAGGGAAAGACGAAGGGAAAUUCGUGAUGGGAAGCGAACUGCAGGUUCACAUUGCGAUGAGGAAGCAAGUUCAGUCCAAGCUAGCCAUCAUACUACUGUCCAGAAUGAGGAACAUCGUGAGCAGCAGAACCCAGAGAGGUCUCAGCAUACUAGGCCUCGAAGGGAGCAAUUUCAGGGGCGAAAUGAGACCCAGAUGAGUGCUGACAUGGAAGACCUCAAAAAGAAGUAUGAAGAGCUAACUCGCAAGUUGGCUGCAAAGGAUGAAAAAACCCCUGUUGCGGGGUUUAUGGAUAACACCGACCUGCCUUUCAUUGAUCGAGUGUUAAAUUUCCCUUUACCUGAAAACUUCAAGAUGCCUCGCGUUAAGGAGUUUAAUGGUAGUGGCGACCCUUCUGAACAUAUGGAAAGCGACUGGUUUGCCAGAUUGCCUGCCAAGUCAAUAGACAGUUUCAAAGAACUUGGAAGUCUCUUUUUAAGCCAAUUCCUGGCUACCAAGAAGAGGAGGAAGCACUCGGCUUGCUUACUGUCAUUGCGUCAAGGGAAGGAAGAAAGCCUGAAAGAUUUCAUGCAUAGGUUCAAUAAAGAAAAAUUUUUAACGCCAGAAGACAAGGAGAAGGAGGACGCCAAGAAGGAAGAGGAUGCCAAAAAGGAGCCACUUAUAGCAUUUGCUCCAAAGGAAGGAAUGUUUCAGAAGAGAAUAGUAAAAAAGGCUGUACCAUCAGUCCCAAAGACAGAACCCCGGCGGCGUGAAGAUCGAAGGUUCACACCUUUGAAUACCAGGGUCAACGACGUGUUUAUGGAGAUCAGAAGAGACCCAGCUUUCAGGUGGCCGAAUAAGUUGCGAGGUGAUCCGAGGAAGCGGGACCGGACAAAGUUCUGCGAGUACCAUAAUGAUCACGGGCAUUUGACGGAAGACUGUAUAACCUUACGACUGGAAAUCGAACCUUUCAUUAGAAAUGGAAGGCUGGUAAGAUUCCUUGCAGGAGAAAGGAGCCGAGACGCGGUACACCAGCAGCCCCUUCUGUUAGAUGCAAACCGAGCUGAAGGUGGACGAGAGCCGAGACGUGAUCGGGAUGAUGGUCCUAGAGAAGAUCCGAGAGCCCCUCAGGAUCAAGGAGUAGUAGGCGAGAUCCACACCAUCGCUGGAGGAAUAGCUGGUGGAGGACAGUCUAAUUCGGCCAGGAAAGCCCACGCUAGGAAGACACAGGCCGAGGAAGUCUUUAUAGUACAGAGACCGUCCAAAGUCGCAAGAAAGGAUUCAAUGACCCUUUUUUUCUCUGAAGAAGAUGCUAGGGGGGUAAUCCAGCCGCAUGAUUAUCCACUAGUUGUAACAGUAACAGUGGCCAAUCAUAUGAUCCACAGAAUUUUGGUGGACAAUGGAAGCUCGGCCAAUGUGCUGUACUGGCCAGUUUUUAAGCAAAUGGGUAUCAAUCGUGAUAGGAUCACACCAUUUAGCUCUCCCCUGGUUGGAUUUGCAGGAGAGCAGGUCUAG
Messenger RNA from Corylus avellana, 1692 nucleotides. The record is from RefSeq and is a predicted model, not a curated record. NCBI's taxonomy places the organism in Eukaryota, Viridiplantae, Streptophyta, Magnoliopsida, Fagales, Betulaceae.